Xyrichtys novacula (pearly razorfish) is the source of this 973-nucleotide messenger RNA. NCBI's taxonomy places the organism in Eukaryota, Metazoa, Chordata, Actinopteri, Labriformes, Labridae. The record is from the annotation of a GenBank genome assembly.
AUGGGAGGGAAGAAGGAGCGGACCGCCGCCGGGGAUCACACAGUGACCCCAAAGAGUCCCAUUGUCCCCGGCUGGAAGGCACUCCGGCGUGCUUUUGUCAACCCUGGUGUUAAAAAGCCAUGCAAAUACCCGAGCUUUAUUAACAUGACAUGGAGUCGCAGUGCCAAGUGUAAAGAAGCCUUGCUUCAGGCGUGGGGAGCUGGGUCUUUCAGAGAGAAGGGGAGGAGGAGGGGGUGAGGAAAAGGGAGUCAUAAAGUCAUCUGGCAGUUUAUCUCUUCCUGGGCUUGGCUGGUAGUCUGUGAACUGCAGGAGUCAAAGUGAAUUUAUUAGGGAGGUUAAAAAAUAAUCAUGUGUUAGGCCUGUGUGUCCCACUUUAUUAGUGGGGGUCACCCUGCUGUUAGAAAAUUAGGUCCAAACAAAAAGAACAGGCCUUUAUACGGUCAACAUUGAGUGUCAACAUCACAUCAUAUGUACUCAAGUUGUUUUUUUGGUUUGUAGUGAAACUAAAACUCCUUUUUUUCUUUCAGAUUUUCUGAGCCUGAGAAGAAAAUACCACAGGCACCAUUGCCCACACAGACGCUGUCUACCCCUGCACUCCAGAGUUCCCUUUCCCUAAGGUGAGACGUGUGAACUCUUGCAUGUGUGCCAGUGUAAAACAUGGUUGUAAGUUAGGACUGUUUGACAAAACCAGGUCGAAGGGCCCGCAGGUGGCACUUAAGAAGGUGUAUGUGAUUAGUGGCAGAGGUGUGUAUUCACGCAGAACAGGAGUGUGGACAUAAAUCUCACUAACGAUGGAGAAGAAAGCCUUGGUGCCACAGGGAGAGGGAGAGAGGGGGAAUUCCAGCUUUAGUUUGACUUGUGUACAUGGAAAAUUCCUUAAUCUGUUUUUGCAGGAUACUAAUUAAUGUUUUUCCAUUACAGAUUAAAGCACAAGAAUGGAGGUGACCUGAGAAAAGAGAAAACACGCGAAUGA